Molecule: messenger RNA, 1435 nt
Organism: Annulohypoxylon maeteangense
Lineage: Eukaryota; Fungi; Ascomycota; Sordariomycetes; Xylariales; Hypoxylaceae
Exons: 2
Coding region: 608-1315 (235 amino acids)
Source: RefSeq, a predicted model, not a curated record
UGAGAUCUUAGCUUUGGUUUAGAGGGGAGAAGGAUGAUCAUGCGGUACAGUGAUCUAAAGGCGUUCAUAGCGCUCGCCGUGGCUUUAAAUUUGGGGUAUUCUUCAGCAAGGGGACAGCCCUAGAGGCUUUAAGUCGUUUAGUUUCAGGGGUUCCAGCAGAGAAGAGCAAGGCAACACUCGCGUCACCAGAACUAGAAGUCCUGCAUUACGAUACGGCAGGCAUGUCGACAGCAGUCUCGACUUCUUCGGACCUUGGCGAUGUCGAGUUGUCACACCCGUCCUACUCAUUGCCUACCUAAGACUUAAGUAUUGUAGAGCUAGGUUGGCACGCAUGAUUGACCUUAACACAAUGAAUUUCGUUCUCUCGGUACCUGUUGGCCUUCAAAGCCAAAUAUUUAUGAGUGAGGUCUAGGAAUUGAUUUCUUUCUUGGAUCCACGUGUAUAGGGUUUGGGAUGUAAGAGCUAGACCGCCAUACGAGCAAAAGUGGAUCGUUGUCAAGUUGGAGAACUUGGCCUCCUUAACCUCAUCACCUUAUUACUAGGUAAUAAACAAUACUAUAAUAAUCACAGCUACUUUAUAUACUAAGUCUUGCUGCGAAACGGCGCGAUGGCUGGGUUUGCAGACUUGCCUCCAGAGAUCCGAGCUAUAAUCUGGGAGUUCUGCCUCCCAGGGCCACGCACCGUUGUGGUAAAAAGACUCCGCCACACACGCGCUCCCGUCGUUUUCCACAUCUGCAGAGAAUCGCGCGAAGAGGCCCAACGUCACUCAUACGAAUUAGCUUUCUCAGUGCCGUAUGACGGUGGCUUAUGGAUGACAUGGCACCGUCUCGACUUUAACGGUCGACCUGUGAUCUGGUUCAACUUCUUGUUAGACCGGCUCUGCCUUGAAAGCAUCGUCAUCAAUCCUGACGAGUGCUACAAAAGUUUCCGCCGCGUACGAUCGCUUGGCCUUACAUUCCCGCUAAAGUCUUCCUGGAGCCCGUUCUGGGAUAUUAGGUACCUAGGCCAAGCGUGGUUUUUAGGCCAAACAUGGCUAAACCUGUUUCCACGGCUCGAAGAGAUUGCGGUAUUUAGGGCUGUAGCAAGAGGUUUGGAAAACGACUUAGAAUCUGAAUUUUUUGAUAUGGAGAUUUGCAAGAAUCUUAGGGCAGCGUACUGGGCGCAUCCGUCCAAUGAGAUCUCCGCUGGCGCCGCGAUAUUAGCAUCCAAGAUCUGGUACCGUUCCUACGAUGGCCGUUUCGGUGACCUUACAACGCUAACCCGUGGGUACCUUGGGAUUUAUGUGUAUCGUCGCGACAUAGAAAAUACCACUUGAAACACGUGGAAUAGAAGGUAUGGGUUGAGGAUGAGUUGAGGAUGAGUUCAGGGGUACCCUCAUGAUCAUUAAUGCCUAUAAUGAAGUUAUCUUAGCAAGCUCACAUUAAAAUUCGUUCAA